This is a messenger RNA of Hypomesus transpacificus, 5421 nucleotides long. RefSeq names its product family with sequence similarity 13 member A (gene fam13a). The coding region runs from base 70 to 2421 and encodes 783 amino acids. The transcript has 18 exons. The record is from RefSeq and is a predicted model, not a curated record. Lineage: Eukaryota; Metazoa; Chordata; Actinopteri; Osmeriformes; Osmeridae.
GACAGAAACACACACACAGACAGAAACACGCACACAGACAGAAACACGCACACAGACAGUAAAACACACAUGCACCUGAACAUGGAUGCACCCCAGCAAAUGCUCCCAGACACGCCCCUGGCCCCACCCCUGACCCCGCCCCUGGCCCCGCCCACAGAUGCUGAUGAGGAGACAGGAGACAACAUGGCCAUCCACUCUGCUGUGAUCGUGGUCAGAUGGGAUGGAUACAUCCUCCUGAGGUGUGUGAACCAGAAUCUCUCAGCAGCUCCACAUCCACCCAGCAGCUCCACAUCCACCCAGCAGCUCCACAUCCACCCAGCAGCUCCACAUCCACCCAGCAGCUCCACAUCCACCCAGCAGCUCCACAUCCACCCAGCAGCUCAGCUCCAACCUGGACAUCUCCAGAGCUCCGGGGUGAGGAGAGGGAGCAGUGAGACAGACCAGCAAGCCUCGCUGCCCCACCCCAGUCACUCUGCCGGUCUACCCCAGGUGAGGCCCCUCCACCUGGGCCCCCGGUCUCCCCAGGCUGCUCCAGGGGCCCCUGCAGGUCACCAGGCCCCCUCUGACUCCCGCCUCCUCCACACCAUGGAGGCUCUCUUCAGCUCCCUGGAGACAGACAGAUCCAUCUCUCCAUUCUACAUGAGUAGACACCUUUCUCCUGUUCACUGCCGACCAGACGUAGCAAAUAGGUUUCUAGAGAGAACCAUUCGCUCAGCUGUGGAGCAGCAUCUCUUCGACUCCUCGUCCUCCAGAGGUCAGAGUUCAGAGGACGACACGUCGCCCCCCCCCCCAGCCCCCCAACGCCCUCUAGCCCCCCGGCCCCCCCCAGCGCCCGCCAGCGUCACCGGCAGCAGAGGCAGCAGAGGCAGCAGGACAGGAGGCACGCCGACUGGCUCCCUGGAUCUCCGUCUCUGCUGCAGCAGAGCCCAGACAAGGAGAACCUCCUGUCUGUGUUGGGGGACGACAGGAAGGAAGAGCCAGUCCCCCUCCCCCUCUUCUCCAUUUCUCUUUCCUUCUUUCCCACCAGAUUCUCCCUUCUUUAGCGCCCCCUUCCUUGAUUUUAAAAGCUUUUUCCAUCAGAGUUACCAUGAGGAGCCAACCCCGGCCUACUCGUCGUGGCAGAGGGAGACAAUGGACCGUGACGAGGCCCGCCUCUCCCCUCACCCCGGGGGGCGCCUCAUCCGCCAGCUGGUGGAGGAGGAGGGAGACCCCAUGCUGUCGCCUCGCUCCUACGCCUACGGACACUGCCAGCACUACCUGGACGACACAGAGGUCCCACCCUCACCCCCCAACGCUCACUCCUUUGUCAGUCGCAGAAGGAGUUCCUCUCUGGGCUCCUGUGAUGAUGAGAGAGAGGAGCUGACCUCAGCACAGCUCUCCAAGAAGAUCCAUGGGCUGAAGAGGAAGAUCCGCAAGUACGAAGAGAAGUUUGAGGAUGAGCGCAAGUACAGGCCGUCUCACAGCGACAAGGCGGGUAACCCAGAGGUUCUGAGAUGGAUGAACGAACUGGCCAAGCUGCGAAAGGACCUGAAAGAGAGCAGGCUGAUGAAGUCUGAGGAGGACUUGCCCCCCCUGACGCGCCAGCGCAGUAACACCCUCCCCAAGAGCUUCGGCUCCCAGCUGGAGAAGAAGCCCCCCCAGGAGCGUCCCCCCCUGCCCCCAGUGGAGGGCACCCUGGGGGCCGUGCAGAGCCGGCUGCAGGAGAAAAGGGGGGAGGUGGGCCGGCCUGACGACAUCAAGGAUAUGACACGCGAGCAGAUCGGAGCAGAGAAAGUGGCACUCCAGAAGGCUCUUCUCUACUAUGAGGGCAUCCAUGGACGACCAAUCACCAAGAGCGAGAGGCUGAUCAUGAAGCCUCUGUAUGAUCGAUACCGCCUGGUCAAACAGAUACUCUGCAGAGCUUCCACAAUCCCAGUCAUCGGUUCCCCAUCCAGCAAGCGCAGGGGCCCCCAGCUACAGCCCAUAAUAGAGGGCGUUCCCGCUCUCUUCUUCGACGACAUCAAGGAGGAGGAGGACGGCUCGGAGGACGAGGGGGAUUUCCAGCCUCCGUCCUGCGUGCCGGAGCAUCCUGAUCUCAGCAUGCUGGGGUUCCUGGAGCAGCUGGAGGAGGAAGGCUUCAUCUCCCCCGUGGAUGAACUGUCGCCCUCCAGAAGCACCACCGACAUGAGGCUGUCCAACCUGCACUCGGCCACCAUGGAGGAGCUCGUCGUGCAGCUGCAGGAGGCCAGGGAGGAGAAGAAGAGGAUACGCAAAAACCUCAGAGAGUUUGAGGACCAGUUCUUCAGGCAAAACGGAAGAAACGUGCAGAAGGAAGACCGCUCCCCAUUGGCUGUCGAGUAUAACGAGUAUAAGCAUGUCAAGGCCAAGCUCCGCCUGCUGGAAGUGCUCAUCAGCAAGAGAGACUCUUCCAAGUUCAUCUAAACACGGAUAAACAACCAUGAGGACUAACUACAGAGACUCUAUCUUGAGAUGGACAACCCGUGAAUACCAAGCCUCCAUAAAGACAGAACGUUCAAGAUAUUUUUCUUUCGUUUGUUUCUUUCAUUAACCCUCCUUUCCUUUUUUUCUCCUGCCAUCUGUGUUGUUCACACGUUUGGCUUAAACAGCCCGCUAGCUGCGUGGCUAAUCCCCGCUAGCUGCGUGGCUAAUCCCCACUAGCUGCGUGGCUAAUCCUCGCUAGCUGCGUGGCUAAUCCUCGAUAGCUGCGUGGCUAAUCCUCGAUAGCUGCGUGGCUAAUCCUCGCUAGCUGCGUGGCUAAUCCCCGCUAGCUGCGUGGCUAAUCCGUACCGUGGAGAUCUCCUUGGUUUCCCUUUCUGGGAGCCAGGAGUCUGGUGGGAUGUGUCCUGACAGGAAGUGAUGACAGCAGUCUGGUGGGAUGUGUCCUGACAGGAAGUGAUGACAGCAGUGUGGUGGGAUACGUCCUGACAGGAAGUGAUGGAGAGCUCCAUGUUGCUGUUUCCAACUCCCAAACAGAGCUGCCACUUUCAAAAAGUCUGCCGUCUUGGCAAGAGACUGUGUCAGUUGGACAGCAAGCUGGACGAAACAUCAGUUAAUUUGAUUUGCAACACACAAAAGUGUUUUGUAUUAUUUAUUUUCAUCCCAUGAAUGUUUUAAUUGUUACUGAUAGUUUUUCCAUCAAAGCAGAGAGAAUGUUUAUUUUUCUUGGGGGUUUUGGAUUUAACUCUUAAUAUGUAUGAAUCAUAUUUUUCUUUUACAGAUUUUAUAAUCAAAGAAAGUAAGAGGGCUGUUGCAUAGUUUUGUAAGGAAGACAGUUACAAUCAGAACAAAUCAAACUGUUAAAAACGUUUUACUUCCUCAUGAUAAAUGCCAAGCUUAUCUGAAAUGAAAUAAUGUUAACCGAGGAAACAUAACAUUCUUGACAUAAUUGUUUUUUUACAUCUAACAAAAAUUAACCAAAAGCAGCAUUGAUUUGUAGAAGAAUGCAGAACAAGUAUUCUUGUAGGACGAGUGUGAUCCAAAGACAAGACUUGGAUGAUUUCAUACCAAAAUAGCAUAGUCAUAGUGCAUCAAUGUAUACAUUAUCAUAGCUUAGUUCUUGUGAUCACUGGUUGCUAAGGUUAUGCGUUCGACUUCCUUUUUCUUUGUGUUGUUUCUUUCACUUGGUGUAAAAUCAGCUGUUUUCUGUCCCAGUAUGUUUUAAGGGGUCGUAAACCAUCUCUGAUCCUUCAGCCUGACACCCUGUUCUCAUCUUCAGUCUGUUCCUUGUAAAUAUAGAUCUCAAUCUGUGUUUGCAUUGCAAAAUAAGCAAGUACAUAUUUUUUUGUCUCCAAAAUUGAUAGUUUUUGACAGUGUGACUUUCGUUUUUAUUGAAUGUAAACACUGGUGGACAUAAUGAAUUUGGGUGUGUACAUUUUAGUACAUAAAUUGUAUUUGUAUUUUGUAUAUAUUAUAUAAAACCAGACAUAUUUUUACUGACUUGGUGGUGAUGGGUUUUCACUGGUGUGGUGUGUGUUGGUGGUUGCAUGAUUCACCUUUAAUUUUAGUUACGUUUAUAAUUUUCCAGAGAUAAAAAUGUCACAUUUCACUAAAACACGACAUGGUGGUAUGAGGUGAAAUUGAAUUUUAUUUGCUCAGGAAAAAAAUAUAAGGACAAAUAAUGUCAUCCAUUUAAAAAGGUACAAAAGUAAAUUUAUACUCAAAACAAGCCAGUUACAGCCACUAAUAAGCCCUUGAGUUUGCAUACAUUGACCAAAAAACAAGAUUGGUUGGAAUUAUGAUUAUUGAUCUCUUCCCACAUAUCCAGCUGCAGAACAACACGGUAAGAAGGAAGAUGAAACAAUCUCCUCAUGAUGUCAAACUGGUAGAGCGGCAGGCAGAGUUGCACACUGUCCAGCCACUAAACUCAAACUCAAAUCAGAACGGUCGAGGUCAUAGACUAAAAAGAACUUCGCAAACACAUGCAUCUUUACAGUUUCACACCGCGCGACAUUGGAUAACAUCAUUCUAUGUUGAUGUUUACGGGCCAGCCUGAGUUAAUCAAAUAAAAACGAUUACAACCUAACAAACCCUCUUAAUCACUUGUUAAAAACAUCAGGAUUAAUUUAAUACACUGAAUGAACAGGAAUGAAAAUAAACACGGCAGCUUGACAAUGGCGCGUGGGCAGAAAACUUCCAACAUUCUGAUGACCUUUAGGACAGGACAUGUCGUCAUGACAACACUAUCUGGCGCUGCAGUGGCUUAAUUCCUUAUUGCUAAUUAGAUGUCCUGUGCGGAUCUGCUCGUUAUAGCCAAUUAAACCAAGAAAAUCAAACCCAUCUCUCUGAACAAAUAUGAGUCAACGUUCGGUAGGGACAGUAUCCGCAGAAACAGAUUGGUUAUUCGGCUGAGUCAUCCGCUAGCUAGAAAACUAGUCAUUAGGCCUACCUACCCAUUACCCACUAAUACCCACGUGGUACAGACGGACAUGAUUUGAUACCAAUCUGCCAAUCCGGAUCCGUGGGAUCAGAGUAAUUGGGAUUAGUAUUUUUUGUUGUUGUUUGUUUAGAUUUAAUGGAUGACCAAGCGUUUGCGAGACCUACAUAGGUGCGCACACAAAGGCGACAUGCAAAACUAUUAUUUUUAAUUUCGUUUUUACAAAAUUAAAUGUUGUUUUUAAAUGUAGUUUCAGUCGUGUUUGCUUCGGAUGUUCUAUCCAUCUCUCGAUGUGCAUGUGGGUUUGGGGAUUAAACAUUAGAACAGUGUUUAUUUAUCUGGUCCUUGAUUAGAAGGCUCGCUACUCUCGCUGUAUUUAAACUGACCUCCACUGGCACAGCAGGAGACUGGCCCAGUCGGGUCAGGGGUCAGGGGCCAAGUUCCGGGUUGUAGUUUAAUGUAAGGGUAUAAUGUCAGGAAUUGACAGGAAUUUAUCUACAUUCCACUAGAAGAAUUAUCUGCCCCUAAAAACAUACCUGCCACAAAAA